Molecule: messenger RNA, 1371 nt
Organism: Saccharomyces mikatae IFO 1815
Lineage: Eukaryota; Fungi; Ascomycota; Saccharomycetes; Saccharomycetales; Saccharomycetaceae
Product: putative alanine--tRNA ligase
Exons: 1
Coding region: 1-1371 (456 amino acids)
Biological process (GO): regulation of translational fidelity; alanyl-tRNA aminoacylation
Molecular function (GO): alanine-tRNA ligase activity; ATP binding; Ser-tRNA(Ala) deacylase activity
Source: RefSeq, a predicted model, not a curated record
AUGUCAAUGGCCGUGAAACCUGCUAUGGUAGGCGCCUUAGCGUGCCAAAGGAACUCUUUUCUCUUUGGUGGGUUUAAAACUCUGGUUGUUUCCUGCGAGCCAAAGAAGGAUAAGAAAGGCAAGACUGAAGGUUAUGAGAUCGAACUACAAGAUACAAUUCUGUUUCCGGAAGGGGGCGGCCAACCAAGUGAUUCUGGCUUUUUGAAAAUUAUAGAAGAAGAUGGUGAUUCGUCGGUAAUUAGGAAGAUAUUAGUGUCACAUGUCUCUCGUUCUGGUUUACAUGCAAAGCAUCAUGUUAGCGCGCAUAUUGAGCCAGGCACAACGAUUGAAGUAAAUGUAGAUGAGGAGAAAAGGAUUGAUUAUAUGCAACAACACACUGGCCAACACUUAUUGAGUGCUAUUUUGGAAUGCGACUAUAAAGUGAACACUGUAUCAUGGUCGAUGGGUGGCAUUAUCACUGGGAAAAAGUCGGUUCUAAAGCCCAGUGACUAUUUCAACUAUAUUGAGUUGAACAGAAAAUUGACAGAAGAGGAGAUAACAAACAUAUCGGAUGAUAUUGAUCAGCUGAUCGUUAACUCUCCCCAAGAAAUUACUGUAAUAGAAAGAAUAAAUGAAGAUGAGGCAGAUGGGGUUGACACAUCUAAAAUUCCUGACGAUUAUGACCUCUCUAAAGGUAUACUACGUACUAUUCACAUCGGUAAUAUCGAUUCUAACCCGUGUUGCGGAACACACUUGAAAUCUACCUCCCAGAUAGGUUCCAUCUUAAUUCUUUCUUCUCAAUCAACUGUAAAAGGCACAAAUUCAAGGCUCUAUUUUAUGUGUGGAAAGCGUGUUUCUGAUUACGCGAAAUCAGCUAAUAAAAUUUUAUUGAACUCUAAGAAUUUAUUGAGUUGUUCAGAAACUCAAAUCCCCGAGAAGGUAUCAAGGCAAACCAAACUAAUUCAACAAUCAAGUAAAAGAGAGCAGUAUUGGAUAAAGAAAGUAGCACGUACUGCCUCUGAAAAGUUGAAAAAGAAGCUAGAAGCCAGUGGGAAGAAAAGGGCAUAUUUUAUGGAAGAAGAGUUCGGGACAUUGGAACUAUUACUACAAGUUUAUAAAGAAGUGUCCAUUUUUUUGAAAGAAAGUUUUGAAGUUUAUGAGAUCAUCCUAUGUGGUUACGAAAGGCAAAGCAGCUCUGGAUCGCUGCUAAUACUUUCUGAUACGGCUGAGAAAAUCUCCACCUUAGCUACUGAGCUAGGUUCGAUAUUACAAAAUUUGAAAGGUGGAGGCGGUAAGAAAGGAGGCAAAUGGCAAGGUAAAAUUUCAUUCAUAUCGAAUGCUGAAUCUGCCGCACUCACUGGUUAUUUAAGCCAUGAUUUUGCAUCUUGUUAA